Racocetra persica is the source of this 212-nucleotide messenger RNA. Lineage: Eukaryota; Fungi; Glomeromycota; Glomeromycetes; Diversisporales; Gigasporaceae. The record is from the annotation of a GenBank genome assembly.
UUAAUGCAUGCCUUGAUAGUGAUCCAUUAAAACGACCAACUACAAGAGAACUAGUUAAUGUUUUUGAUUUUUAUGAAAGAGCAUUUAAAAAAGACAAUUGUGUUAUAUCUGAGAAAGUAAACCUUUCAUUAAACAUUAAAAAUCAUUUAAAAAUGCAGAUAAGAUUCCAUUUGAAUCAAUUGCAACACAUCCGGAUGCUUUUAUUUUGGUAG